Molecule: messenger RNA, 913 nt
Organism: Drosophila hydei
Lineage: Eukaryota; Metazoa; Arthropoda; Insecta; Diptera; Drosophilidae
Product: putative mediator of RNA polymerase II transcription subunit 29
Exons: 3
Coding region: 35-838 (267 amino acids)
Source: RefSeq, a predicted model, not a curated record
AUUAGUUAGCACUUGAGAACGCAACUGGAAUAAGAUGCAAUUGCUUACACGCACUCUACUGAUCGCCGUCACUGUGCUGGGCGCCAGCGCCUGGCCCCGCAUGGUCGACGAGACGAGCCUGCUGCGCAUGGUCAUGACACAGCUGGGCGCCCCGCUGGCUGAGUCGCGCGCCAUAUCGCCCGCAGAGACCGCCUGCUUCAAUAGGUAUACCAAUGCCACCAACAAGAUCGGCUCGGAUUUGGCCAACAGCACCGCCAAAUGCGAGGAUAUCGCCAAUCGUACCGUCGUCGAAAACCAGCAAAGAAGCAAUGCCACCAUCAACAAAAUUCGCAGCCAGCAAUUGGAAUUGCAAAAGAAUUUGCAAAGGUGCUUGAAUGAGACUGACAGCCAGCGUUUCAUCAACUGCACCGUGUCGACUCUUGACAAGAACCUGGAGCUGCUGGAUAGCUGCAAUACUCUGGCUUAUCAGACCCAAUCGCAGUUUGUGUCCAAUGCCUCCGUGGUGGAGACACAGCGCUCGAGCUGCAUUAGUUCCGCGGUCAGCGAGUCCAAGGUGAAGUCCAUUGAGGCGGCCAACGAUUUCGAUAACUGCAUGGCCAAGGCGCCACAGCAGCGUGAGCUGCCCGCCAAGCUGGAGGAGCAAAAGCAGGAGCUGGCACAGGCACAGGCACAGGCACAGACACAGGUACAGGUACAGCCUCAGCAGCAGUUGGAGCAGCAGCCAGAGCAACAAGUGGAGCAGAAACCCGAACAGAAGCCCGAGCAGCAGAACGAGCAACCCGCGCAGGCCGCUCUGGCCGGUCAGCCCCUGGCCGCAAACGAACAGCCAGCAAACUAAAUGUGAGCUAUAGAAUUUAUGGCCGAAACUCAAGUUUUAUUGGCACACAAUAAAGAGCUUUAAUAUUCAAUAUAU